Messenger RNA from Caenorhabditis bovis, 414 nucleotides. Lineage: Eukaryota; Metazoa; Nematoda; Chromadorea; Rhabditida; Rhabditidae. The record is from the annotation of a GenBank genome assembly.
AUGCGUCAGGCACUUAUAUUGUCGGCAAUUUUUGCGAUUUGCUUCUCGGAUAGCUCGAUUCGAGUUCGAGGCGCGUUCAAAUGCGACGGAAAACCGUAUCCGUACGCCGAAUUGCAAAUAAUCAAUGAUCGAUCGUUUGGAUAUGAUGUUAUAAAAAAGCAAAUCGCUUCUGACCACGGUGGUCAUUUCGAUAUCGCUGGAUACGUUGACUCGUCGAAGCUCACCCCAUUUCUCCAUAUUUGGCAUCGAUGUUGGAAGAACCCCGACAAACCUCAAUAUCCAUGCUAUCGUUAUUUUAAAAUCCAAAUACCCGAAAUAUUUGUGUCGCAUACUCGAAUUCCCACAACGACAUGGGAUAUGGGUGUUAUCGAAUUGCAUCCGGAUCAAGAUUUUGAAACAAUGGACGGAUGCUAA